Molecule: messenger RNA, 726 nt
Organism: Zymoseptoria tritici IPO323
Lineage: Eukaryota; Fungi; Ascomycota; Dothideomycetes; Mycosphaerellales; Mycosphaerellaceae
Exons: 2
Coding region: 1-726 (241 amino acids)
Biological process (GO): N-acetylglucosamine metabolic process
Cellular component (GO): cytoplasm
Source: RefSeq, a predicted model, not a curated record
AUGCACUCAGAACACUCUCAGAACAACACCACCCUCCAAUUCUGGAACACCAACCUCCCCCCACCCCUCCGCACGCCAACCUGUCCCUCCUUCCUCCUCUACGCCUACUCCAACCCAAAAGACCUCCGCACCCUCUCCACUCCUGACGCACAUUUCACUCCGCAAACAUGGUCCGAAGUCGCCACUCUCAUCGCGGAGAAUCGCCUGGCGGACUUUCAACGAGUGCCGAGUGAACUGUAUCGCUAUCGGAAAUUCGUGGAGGAUGUGGAGAGGGAGUGGGGGAGUGUGGUGAGGUUUUUGGUGAGGCAGAGGUUGGGGUGGGAGGUGGAUGGGGAGGGGAGGGUUGUCGGAGAGGGCGGAGUGGACGACCUCUACAAAAUCCUCCCCAACGACUGGCCCUACGGCCUCUCACCCUCCAUAACCCACCUAGUAGUCUGGACGAAAUUCACUCUCCCCACAGACCCCGACUCUCCGACCGGAGACCUCACACCAGCAGCCAAAAACGCAGUUCAAGCUUUCGUGGAUCGCAAGUUCAGCAGCGUAUGUGGCAAGGACAACGUACUGUGGUUUCGCAAUGGCGCAGCGUUGAAGAGCGUCAGGGCGGUGGAGCAUUUCCAUGUUCUGCUGAGAGAUGCGAAGCCGGAGUGGGUGGAUGGGUGGACUGGUGGGAGGAAGGCGCUGGCUGAGAUGAAGAAGAGGGAAGAGGAUGAGGCGGCGGGCAAGUGA